AGGAAAAAAAGGGCAAAACAGCGCAUUUUUUUCUUUUCCCUUCCCAUGUCAGGUCGCUCUCUUCAGUGCCUGCUCGUCAGUAGAGUAGAGAGCGCGCCUCCGACACCCUGCUAAUCGCGCACUUCCGGAUCAUCACUGACGAUCGCGUUUAUUCUCCAGACUCCUAAAGAGUGCUCGAGAGGACGUAACUUGCAUCUAGCGUUUCAUUUCUUCACGAUCUGAAGCUCCGGGAGACUGCUAUCACCUCUCAGUCAUGGGAAACAGCGUGUCCGGCAUCCCACCGCUUCAGAGAGGACAUCACAACAGAUUUCACAGACUUCACAACUCCCAUAAAGAUUCUCUAGGUGGCCCGUUCCCUCCGUCCGCUCACCGAUGCCACCAGAAGCCGAAGCGCUGCUUGCCCCUACAGCCAUGCGUGGGCAUUCCCGUCAGCCCGCUGCUCUUCCACCCCAGUGCCAAGGGCUCACAGAUCGUCAUGGACAUGGCUCAGAGGACAGUCAAAAGACAGGCCAGCUUUUGCAACGCGAUCACCUUCAGCAACAGACCCAUCGCCCUGUACGAACAGGUCCGCCUCAAGAUCACAAAGAAGCAGUGUUGCUGGAGCGGUGCUCUGCGCUUGGGCUUCACCUCCAAAGACCCAUCACGCAUCAACCCCGAAAGCCUGCCCAAGUACGCCUGCCCAGACCUGGUGUCUCAGAACGGCUUCUGGGCCAAGGCUCUCCCCGAGGAGCUAGCCAAUGAAGGCAACCUCGUCGCCUUCUGGGUGGACAAAAAGGGCCGCGUCUUCUACAGCGUCAACGGCUCCAGUCCCAUGCUGUUCUUCAGCGGCGUGCGCACCACCGAAACCCUGUGGGCGCUCAUCGAUGUCUACGGCCUGACUCGAGGAGUCCAGCUACUCGAUAGUGAGAUCGUCCCUCCAGACUGCCUCCGUCCACGCUCCUUCACUGCAGUACGAGGCUCCUCAUCCCUGCGCCGUGAGGCCGAGUCCUCCCGCCUGUCCGUCAGCCUCUGCGACCUCAACCUGGCUCGAGACGAGGCCAGACUCCGCCUCCCAUCCGCUCCCAUCCCCUCCUCCCGCCCCAUUCCACAAAAUUCCCUGAACUCUUACCUCCCAGCCGCCCUGGAAAGCGAGCUGCGUUUCCACCAGCUGCGCGGCACCCAUGUCAAGGCCGUGGACGAGCAGACGGUGGCACGCUGCAGUCACGGGCAUGAAGAAGAGGGCACUCUGGUGUUCACCGAGCGUCCAAUGCGCCUCUCAGAAACCAUCUACAUCACAGUGAGCAAGUCAAGUCUGGCUCGCUCAGGCUCACUCUCCUACGGUGUGACCUCGUGUGACCCCGCCACACUGCGCCCAAUGGAGCUUCCCUCGAACCCGGAGGAGCUGGUGGACCGCAAAGAAUUCUGGGCUGUGUGUAAGGUGUCCUCCUCGAUCCACUCUGGAGACGUCCUGAGCUUCCUGCUCACACAGGAUGGAGAGCUGAUCCUGAGUCAGAACGGCACCAACGCUGGCAUGCAGGCCUGUGUCGAUAACUCCCGCCCGCUCUGGAUGUUCUUCGGGCUUCAUGGUGCCAUCACGCAGCUAAGGAUUUUAGGCUCCAUCCACCCAAGCGAUACUCAAGGCCCCUCCAGCCCGAGCUCACCCUCCUCCUCCUCACCUCACUCUCUUGGAGCAGGCCUCUGCAGUGGCAGCUCAGAGCCAACCAUAAAUGCAGGCUGCUCUGGAACAUCCCCAAGCUCACCCAUCCAUCUCUCCAAAUCUCCUACCUUCCCAUCAUCCUCCAGCUCGUGGCUGGAUGAGUGCUCCAUCUGCUACGAGAAUGCAGUGGACACAGUUAUCUACGCGUGCGGUCACAUGUGCCUGUGCUACAGCUGUGGUCUGCGCCUCAAAAAGAUGGCCAAUGCCUGCUGUCCAAUCUGCAGGAGGGCUAUUAAAGACAUUAUAAAGACCUACCGAAGCACAUAGGAGCCAUAUUCCACUUCUGUAAUACACCAUAUGGUGGCCCAUGAGGGCCAAAACAAAGACACAUAACGAGACCCUCAUACUAUGGGAAAGAAGCUUCGGGUUCAGGGACAAACUUCAUGGUUCCCAUGGUGAUGAAUUUGAACCUUAAAGGCUCAGGCAUCCGUCCGCAAAAAAAGGUCUCUUACAGUUUCAUGCACAAGGCUUUGUUGCUACGGUAACCAGUCGUGACGCUGCUCAGGAAAGGAGGAUUCUGACUAAAGCGCUCCACAUAGGAGGGAAAGGAGACGCAAAACUGUAAAUAGCCUCAAGCAAAUCAGGAAGUUCCAGGAGACAUUAAUGUCUGAAAUAUUAAUAUCUCCAUCUUAUUUUCAACACGUUCAACUCGAUUUGAGCCAUAAGAGACUCGAGGAGUCUCGACCGUUUGCAGAAGUGGAAAGCUGGAAACCGUAUUUAACAUUUGAAAGAUAUAAAAGUGGGUCUUUUUUUUCCCCUUCAGCCUGUCGGCUGCCCUUGAAAACUCAGACUUUUGCACCAGAUUCAUGUUAAAUGUUUCAGUGUCACAAUUUCUGUCUGUGUACAGCUGAGAUUAAGUGAGACAUCAAUCAAACACACAUGUACAGUACGGCCCAAGCCUCAUUCUCGCAGAGCUAACGCUUAAGCUACUAUUCCAGAUAGCUUGCAAAUGCUCCGUGCUUUCGAGUCAUUGUUGACGUAUUGAAUUGAUGAAAGGACCUUCAAGCACUGAUGACAGUACAAUGCUGUGUUAAGCAGUGUAAUGUGAAGCCUCAGUUCCCUGCUGAAACAAACAGAUUAGAGAUUCCACAUGAGAAGCUGGUGCUGCUGGUGCAUUACGGACUUGCCAGAUGCAGGUUGUUAGGCUACGCAUUUGAGCAGUAUAGCAUGAAAUAACAGGCGUAGAGCUAGUUGCACCUAGCUAUAACAGAAAUCUUAUGAGGAUAUAGAACUAGUGUACUUUAGUAAUGUACUGUUAACAGGAUCACACGUUAUAGCAGCAUUGUGAGAAAGUCAAAGCUAAUGUUUUUUAAGUGUCACGCCAGCCAGUCACUCAGCUGAUGUUUAUUGUGGAUGUUUGAUAUUUGUGUAGUGGUUGUGGGAAACCUUAUCAGAUGCCAGCGUGGCUGUGAGUUCUCAUCAGAAAUCAGGUUUUGGGCCAAAAAUCAUCUUUAAGCAACCAUUAAUGUACAUCACCAAAUUGACAUGUAACUAUUUUAAUUUACUUUCUAAUCUCCUUUGGAUCUCUUCCUGUACAAAUCACAGUAGGUACAGAGCCAGGUUAACAAACACAGCCAUAAAUGCAAUAAAAAGAGUUUGCCUAAAGUUGUUUAAUGUCUUAAAGUAAGAAAAGAUCUCCUUUAAUUCCAUUUUAACAAGCAUUUAAAUCCACACCGGCCGCAUUCAGAGACGCAGACCCGAGCUCGUGUUUCCCACUGACCCUUGAUUUACUCUGUUACUUUCCCUCACAUAUGAGUGUUGUAAACCCAUGAGAAAUCAAAACACAGUUUAUUUUUAAUCAUAUUCUACAAAGAUCAUGAUUAUGCAACGUGUAGUUGCAUAGCAAAGAUUUUGCACUUAUUUUAGCUAAACCCAGCAACAUGAUUUUCACUUUCAAUUGGGUUUUUGGUUUUAGCAGCCUCUUCAUUGCAGUUUGCCAUGCAGAUUGUGGAUUAUGGAGCAGAUUUUUCCUCAUCUUGUUCUUAUAAUCUUACAAUUAGAUCCAGUCCACUAGUUUGAUUGGUCCAAUCAAAUUACUUCCUGGUUUGAAACAGUUAAUACAGAGGUUUUAGUGACAUCAUCAACGAACAAAGCAAACAAUACUCUUCACUUAUAAUAUGAAAGCUGGUCAGAUGAAGAUGAUAAAGAUGAAGGGUAAAUGAUAAGUUUACCAGAAACACCUUUUAACGGUUAUUGUCACUACUCGAUCCAUACCGGAAACACGAUUUGUACUGUGCAUGUGCGGAAAUGCACUUACUUCUUGUCUGAAGUAUAACAGAAAAAUUACGGCAGUUUAUUUAUACGGCAGGUAUUUAUAAUACUGUUGACGCUCUUAAUACUAUAAAGACGCUCUUAUUUGCGGGAUAUUGCUUAAUUAAAGAUUCCUGUAUAGCAACGUCGGUUACAAACUGAAGGCUAUUUAUACUGAGGCGGUAAUGAGUAAUAGGCGAGUCAGUUGUAAAUAGGAGAAUCCUGUUGGUUUGGCUAAGUGGUGGGUGUGGUUAAGGGUGCAGUGAUUAUGGAAGCUCUCGAGGUCUGUACUAUUAAUUAUGAUGGGAAGUUCGGAUCAUUUUACUGACUCGGAUCGUUGAAUCUCGCACGGCAAAAUGGACUAAUCUUUCUUCAAGUCAUUUCGUUCAUUUCAGCAGAAUAUAACUACAAUGUUACGUGUUAAUAGCUAAUUACCUCGACUUACGCAAACAUUGAUCACAUUUAGAAUAAGACAAAACUCUAAAUCAACCAAGGUCUAAACGAGACUGACAGGAACACGAACAGAACUUUCUUUAUUCCUCAGAAAAUGUUCAUUGCACACGUCUUUGGAUAAUUUUGUGAUAAUUCCUAAAUAUUAUACAUCACAUUAGUGUUGAUAACUGUAAGAUACCGAUCCAGGAAGUGGUCACGUGAUGAACGAACGACUCGGACCCCGAGACUCAGGAGAUUAUUUCUGUUUCCUCCACACACUGCAUAGCCUAUGAGGCUGUCAUGUGAUGAACGAGCGACUUGGGAGACGAACUAAUCAUGUUACUUAUAGGGUAUUGCACAUGCGCAGUCAAUACAAAAAUGAACAACUCGCUCCCUGAGACGACUCGUUGUUCCCGAGUCAUAUUAAGGAUUCAAAUCGUUAAUGAACGACACAUCACUAAUAAGUAAAAAAAAAAAUGACUGGACUGAACCUCUCUGUUGUCGGAAUGACCAAAAAUUUAUAAGAAAGUAGAUUUGUUAAAAGAAAAAAGAACAAAUCCACGCCAUUACACAAACAAAACGCAUUUAAUAGCCUUUUAUAUAUAGGACUACAGAUAAGGCGGAGUUCUUGAAGUGUUUAAAGACAGUUUGAACCGGUUACAUGCUAGUUAUGAUUGCACACAUUAUUCCUUAUAAACUAGACGUUGGUGUAGCUGUAUUUAGCAGGGUUGUGUAUGUGAAGAAACGUAAUAAUAUUAAUAAUAAAGUCAGCAGACAGGGGAUUAAACAGGCUAAUACAAUGAAUUAAUAACUCACACUUUUAAUAUAAACCUUGAUUUAGAAUUGAACUUGGAGGGGGGGAAAAGCAGCGUUUUUCCCUUUGUCAUUUUUAAUAUGUCUAAUCAAGCGGUCAGUGCAGGCACACGUGGCUCUGUGGUCAGUUUCUCCACUCGAGUGUUGAAAUCAGCUUCUUGAAGCACUCGGAACAUGCAAUUGCCAUGGAGACGGGAAUCUUAGGAGCAGGAACACAGCCUUGAGAUGUUAAACAGUGAAAAGAUCAUUUGUCAGACAAGGUUUUUUUGCAAUCCAUAAUUUACCAAGUACCCUCUUUAUUCAAGGCCAAAUACGGCAUGCUGCAGGAUAAUAGCUGCUCCAGGGUGGCGGAGAAAAAAAAAACAAGACAUCUUGAGCUAGCACGUGUAAAGAUGCAUAAAGGUGUGGAGGAUUUUUGCACGCGCAGUGAGUGAAGAAGAGCUGGGGUAUGGAGGACACAAAAAACGGGAAGGAUUUGAGAAAAGUUUUGCCUUAAGAGUGCUUUUUAGCCAUAAAGUCCAUACCUGGACAUAGAGUGCUGAUGUCAUGAUAAUCACGUCAUCAUGUAAAAGAACGGAUCACGGCCACAUAUCAGGGACGUCAUCGAUAUAUAUAUAUAUAUAUAUAUUUUUCUUCUCCCCCCAGAAAUCAAUCGUGGCAGCCAGGGCUAAAAUCUAUGCUGCUAUAGCAACAGAGAUCAUCUUCAGGCAGCCUACAACGUCAUGCAUCUGGAUUUCCAUGUUUUUACAUUUUGUGUAUAUAUUUAAAAGCAGGGCGUCCUUUUUAAUGUCGUCGAGCCUAGUUAGAAAUGUUUUUGUAAUAAUUGCAGUAGACAAGACAGGAGAAAGCCCAAGUUUAUUCUUCUACCUGGAUGACCAUGCAAUAUUUUUUAUUUCCCAGAAAAUACAGAGCUGUAUGAUUUGCUUGAGGUUUUGGUUAUUCACUUCUAAAUUGUUAAAUUUAUGUUCAUUGGUGCCCCUCUGAUGGACUGGUGUCUCAUCCACGGUGUAUUCCCAGUGUACCACACCCAGUGGAUAAGCUCGGGGUCCAUCACAAUGCUGACGAAUUGAGAAUCUGAGUAGACAGAAACGCUUGAAAAGGGCCUUCCUCGUGUUUUCAAGUCACUUUAUAAAGCUUGUGAUUGUACAUUUCUAAACGGCUUCAUCUCUGGGGAUGGAGAUAUGACCUAUGACCACUUUAUGUUGACCAAAUGUAUUAAUCCAGCAAUCUGUCCUGAAGUGAAACUGGCUGUGAUUUUUAUUUUAUUUUAUUUUUUUAAAUCUGUUCCGAUUUGCCCUGUUGUGUUGAAUUCAGACUUGGAGUAGAUCUGUGCAUCAUGAGAAUUGUUUGCUGAGGACCUACAUGCGGACAUCCCACAGCUAGCUUCACUUCUGAUUGUCGUCGAACCCUGUAAUAAUGAGUUUAUCCAUGUAGUGUAUGAUGUGUUGAAUGUUAAAGUAUAUGGUACAGAUAAUCACCUUUCAACAUCUCAAAUGGCUCUGCUUUGCAGGAAUUCGGUUCUUGCACUGUGACUCUCUCAAGUUUCCUUUGUGCACCUUAUUAGUUCUAAUUCAUUUCAUUGACGUAGACAGACGAUCACUAAUCAGGUCAUUAGGCAUUAAAGGUGCGGUGUGUCGUUUUAACGUCCUCUACUGACGUGUUAAGGAAACGAUGCAGGGCCAGAAAAUAAUUGUACUAUAUAAAUGUAAAAAAAAAAUAAAAAAUAAUAAUAAAAUAAAGAGAGAUGCCAGAGUUAUUGUACAGCAAUAUUAUGAAAAAAAAUUCUUUUUCUAAAGGAUCCCUUGAAACAAUAUGUAUCAAGACUGGAUUAGAAACCUUCCGCACCUUUAAAAGCAUCAUUCAAAAAGUGUUCUUCAUGGUUCAUCCAUGUUUCGUUUCCUCACACAGCGCAGUGUAGCUGUUCUGCAGUUCACCCUGAGUUCAAAGCCUGAUGAAUCAGUGAUUCAAUGAUCUGAAUCUUUCAGCAGCCGCUCACCCAUUAGAUUAGGUAUUCAGUGUGUGAAUCUACAAGGCGUCACCAAAGUCUCCACACGUCUGGGAUCAUGUACGUCAGCUCCACGUUGCUCGUGUUUUCGUCCCUGCUCGGAUGGCCCGCAGCAUGUCCAGUGUUUUUGAAUCUGUUAAUAAAUCUGGCGACAGUACGGUGUGUCACGCGCUCGCCGAUUUUCCCGUUAAAGUCCAUCACGACCUUGCGACAGCUUCACGGUCCAGCCACGAGAAUCGUUUCAAUUUCUUUUUGUCAUUCUUAAAAGCUGUCUGGAAAAAAAAACCAAACAAACAAACUGUAAUUAUAUACUAUGUAUGAGUAAUUUUGGAGGACAUUUUGCAUAUCCCUUAUGUACGGAGACUUUCGGGACACCGUGUCGUGCAAACGUCGUCCAGGGUGUUUAUUUUUACUCUAGUGCUGCAGACGGUGACUGAUUUGUAAGCUUUGUAUAGUGUGAGUCAUAGAACGAUUGUGUCAAUAAACUUUCCAAAUGUGUUUCAGCUA
Messenger RNA from Hemibagrus wyckioides, 7703 nucleotides. RefSeq names its product neuralized E3 ubiquitin protein ligase 1Aa (gene neurl1aa). The transcript has 6 exons. Lineage: Eukaryota; Metazoa; Chordata; Actinopteri; Siluriformes; Bagridae. Gene Ontology annotation, cellular component: plasma membrane; postsynaptic density. The record is from RefSeq and is a predicted model, not a curated record. Gene Ontology annotation, molecular function: ubiquitin protein ligase activity. Bases 254 to 1963 code for a protein of 569 amino acids. Gene Ontology annotation, biological process: negative regulation of Notch signaling pathway; nervous system development.